Messenger RNA from Sturnus vulgaris (Common starling), 753 nucleotides. It is a transcript of the gene ZNF593, whose product is annotated as zinc finger protein 593. Lineage: Eukaryota; Metazoa; Chordata; Aves; Passeriformes; Sturnidae. The record is from RefSeq and is a predicted model, not a curated record. Gene Ontology annotation, molecular function: nucleic acid binding; zinc ion binding.
UGCAGCGCGGCGUGCGGCCGCCAUGUCCCCGCGGAACGGGCGCCGCACCGGAGCGCACCGGGCGCACUCGCUCGCCCGGCAGCUGAAGACGAAGCGGCGCCGGCGAGACCUGGACGAGAUCCACGCGGACCUGAAGCCCGAGAACGCCGCGCGGCUGCUGCGGCAGGAGAUCGACCCCGACCUGCCGGGCUGCGCCCAAUUCUACUGCCUGCACUGCGCGCGUUACUUCGUGGACCUGAACAGCAUGAAGGAGCACUUCAGAUCCAAGGUGCACAAGAAGAGGCUGAAGCAGCUGCGUGAGGCUCCGUACACGCAGGAGGAGGCUGAACGAGCCGCCGGGAUGGGUUCCUACAUCCCCCCAAAGAAGGUGGAGGUGCAGACCCAGCCCCUCGAGGAGGUCGCCGAGAUGGAGACGUCCAGCUGAGCACGGGGACAGGGGACUGAGAGGCUGAGUGGCUCUGUAAGGACGUCUUUGUCCUCAGCUUUGUGACAAAAACACGUCCCAGCACUGCCAGCCAAAACCACCCUGCUGCUCCCACAGCCCCCCUGGCCAGGGCACUAACGAGGAGAAGGAGCCAGCAAGACCCUGGGUGCCCUCACCGAGUGUCCAUCUCCAGAAAGGGACAAGUUGCUUUUUUCUCUGAGUGCUGGUGGGACUGCACACUUGUCUGUCUGCUUUUGGAGCAGAUUCUGCUCUGUCCUUGGGUCAGAGGUUAUUCCAGUGAUGCACCCAUUAAAAUAUGUCAAUUAACA